AUGCCCGAGCCCACUAAACCUUCGCAAGGCGAAUACGUGCUGAUUCGCAGCAAUGCCGAGAGUGAAAGGCUAGAAAAGCAAUUCAAUUCCUGGCAAGCCAACAUCGGCUAUCUCAUCCACCCUUCCAUCGCACAACAUGAUGAUAUGCGCAUUGCAGACGUCGGGACCGGAACAGGAAUAUGGCUACAGCAGCUCGCAAAAGUCCUCCCGCCCAGCACUCGACUCGACGGCUUCGACCUAUCAGACUCGAUGUUCAGCAGAGACAACCUACCAGGGAACAUCAAGUUCCACUACCAGAAUUUCCUGCAGCCAUUCCCGGAAGAGGUUCUUGGGAAAUACGAUCUUGUUCAUGUGCGCGUUAUGGUGCUCGCGCUGUCUUCGGAUGAAUGGGAGCCUGCUGUGAGGAAUCUUAUGACUCUGCUCCGACCGGGUGGUUAUCUCCAGUGGGUUGACUGCGCCGCCCACGACUGCGUAGUGAAAGGACCGGACGGGGCAAACCCUACGCACGCCCAGCGUUAUAUGGACAUAUUCCAGUCGGGGAUGAUGGCUGUUGGGAAGACGCCAAAUAUUGCCGCGCUGAAGGGCAUCUUCCAGAAAAGCGGACUGGCAGACUGCGAAGAACAGGUGUUCACUCUUGUUAAUCCUAAAGCGCGUGAGGAUGUCAAUGUGACAGUGGUUGAUGGGAUCACGCAUUUUCUGCUUGCGGCUUUGAAACUUGGGAAGAAGGGGCUGGUGGGUUCGGAGGAGGAAAUUGUGGCUUUGCGACAGGCUGCGCUGGAUGAUUUCCGUGAUCUGGGUUGUUAUUAUUGUUAUGAUGUUCAUGUGGUGGUUGGGAGGAAAUAA
Aspergillus puulaauensis is the source of this 843-nucleotide messenger RNA. Its product is annotated as class I SAM-dependent methyltransferase. The record is from RefSeq and is a predicted model, not a curated record. The transcript has 5 exons. NCBI's taxonomy places the organism in Eukaryota, Fungi, Ascomycota, Eurotiomycetes, Eurotiales, Aspergillaceae. The coding region runs from base 1 to 843 and encodes 280 amino acids.